Molecule: messenger RNA, 690 nt
Organism: Clonostachys solani
Lineage: Eukaryota; Fungi; Ascomycota; Sordariomycetes; Hypocreales; Bionectriaceae
Source: the annotation of a GenBank genome assembly
AUGGCCAAGAGACAUGCUCAAGCUGCCGCGCAGAAGUACUAUCUUCCCCCGACCAAAUUAAUCCCGAACUCGCAAUAUCCACUUCUCUAUUAUCCCGGCAUAUUGUCCCCGGAUUCAAAGUCGAUCGCUUCUCAGUUCUACGACCUUCUAUCUAGCAAUGGUUGGGAGGCACAGUGGAUCUUCCGCUAUGGCCAGACACAAGAUUCUCACUACCAUUCCUCAUGCCACGAGUGCAUGGUUGUGCUCACAGGCAACGCGACCAUCCGGCUCGGCGUUGCCGAUACAAGCGAAGACAUGAACGAGAAUACCUAUGGCUCGGGCAAAGAGGAUGGAGGCAUCGAGCUCAAGGUCAAGGCGGGUGACGUGAUUCUCAUCCCCGCUGGCGUCGCCCACAAGACCUAUGACGCGAAGCCCGAUGACGAGUUCAAGCUGAUGUCUCCUGGCAACGGCCACGGCCUACCUCCAGGCUCACGAGAGAAGCUGGACGAAAUCAAUCUAACUGGGUUCACGAUGAUGGGAUCCUACCCGGCGGAAGCAAAGGAAUGGGAUUUUGCAGUUGGGGGUGAGGGAGCUUCAGCUUACGCGAAACUUGAUCCGGUGCUGGGACGUUCGGAUGAUGGAUUGGUUGGCCUUUGGAAACAGACAUCAUCUCAUGUGCCAGCACAAGGAAAGGUUCCAUCCAAGCUAUGA